Molecule: messenger RNA, 621 nt
Organism: Microthlaspi erraticum
Lineage: Eukaryota; Viridiplantae; Streptophyta; Magnoliopsida; Brassicales; Brassicaceae
Source: the annotation of a GenBank genome assembly
AUGAAACAAUGUUUGCGAUAUCUUAGAGGCACCACAGCGUUUGGUCUUGUGUUCGAGAAGUCUGCAACGAAGAUACCAAGGUUGAUUGGGUAUAGUGAUAGCAGUCACAAUGUCGAUCCUGAUGAUGGAAAAAGCACAACCGGACACAUCUUCUAUCUUGGAGGAAGCCCAAUCUCUUGGGGUUCACUAAAACAAGAGACUGUGGCAUUGUCGUCUUGUGAGGCAGAGUUCAUGGCUGGAACGGAAGCUGCCAAACAAGCAAUCUGGCUUCAAGAUUUGAUUGGUGAAGUCACGGGAAUGUUGAGCGAGAUGGUAGUUAUAAGGAUUGACAACCAGUCAGCCAUUGCUCUUACCAAGAACCCGGUUUUCCACGGUCGAAGCAAGCACAUCCACACAAGGUAUCACUUUAUCAGAGAAUGUGUGGAGAAUGGCUUAGUUGAAGUAGAACAUGUUCCAGGAGAUAGACAGAAGGCCGACAUUCUUAUGAAGGUAUUUGGAAGGGUCAAGUUUCACGAGAUGAGAGAGCUCAUAGGAGUUAGAGAAGUGACAAGAAAUGAUUUCAAGCUUAAGGGGAGAAUGUUGGAUAAGCUUGAAAGAAGCUUGAGCUGCAAGUUAAUCUAA